Molecule: messenger RNA, 663 nt
Organism: Angiostrongylus costaricensis
Lineage: Eukaryota; Metazoa; Nematoda; Chromadorea; Rhabditida; Metastrongylidae
Source: the annotation of a GenBank genome assembly
AUGCGGUUAGCUACACGUCUGUGUUCCUUGUUGUAUUUCCAUAACUUGCCAUGUUGGCCAAACGAGUUGAAGAUGGCUAUUGCUGCCAGUUGUCGUGUUAUUCCAUCGUUUAUUACUGAAGCUGAAGAAUUAGAGCUUUUACAAGAAGUCGAACCUCAUAUGAAGAGGCUGCGAUAUGAGAAGGCUCACUGGGACGAUGUUAUUCAUUUGUAUCGGGAACGAGAGCAUCGCAAAUGGUCAUCGGCAAACGAGGCAGUCAUUCAGCGUAUUGAUUCGUCGUUCGCGUCUGAUGCUCAGCACAUUACACAAGUUCAUGUUUUAGACCUUCACAAAGAUGGUUUAAUCAAACCUCACAUUGAUAGCGUAAGGUAUUGUGGUGACGUCAUCGCAGGAAUUUCGCUUCUAUCAGAUGCUGUUAUGCGUUUACGACAUAAGGAUUCAAAGGACAGUUGGAUUGUUGAUUUACUUCUUCCUAGAAGGUCACUAUACCCUCCUUUCAAAUUUUACGUUUCUUACCGUUACGAUUUCACUCAUGAAAUAUUGUCAAACGAUGACUCAGUAUUUGAUGGAAAACGAGUCGAAAAAUCUCGAAGGAUAUCUAUUAUAUGUCGCGAUUUACCAAAACAACAUCACGCGGAUGCUACACCACUGCAAAUCAUUUGA